Molecule: messenger RNA, 6266 nt
Organism: Manis javanica (Malayan pangolin)
Lineage: Eukaryota; Metazoa; Chordata; Mammalia; Pholidota; Manidae
Source: RefSeq, a predicted model, not a curated record
UCAUUGAUGAUCAGAGACAUGACUGAGGCUUUCACCCAGUGGGAGCAGCUGAACCAUCCUCAGGGAGAUGUGCCUGAGAAGCAUAGGAAUCUGGUCUUGCUGGGGCUUCCAAUUUCCAAGCCUGAUGUAAUCUCUCAGUUGGAGUGUGGGGAAGAACUGGAGAGACAAGUCUCAAAAGCAACUUGUCCAGACUGGCAGACAACACCAGAAAGCAAGGUCCUAAUUCCAGAGCAGGAAGUUUCUGAAGAAUCAGCCUCUGGGGUGUUAAUAGGAAGAUUUCCAAAGGUAACUUCCAGUGAAUGUGAGGAUUCUUUGGAGAGUCAGCAGGAAAACCAUGAGAAACAUUUAAUACAAGAGGUUGUCAUGCAGAAGAAAUCUUCAGGGGAGAGAAGUUACCAGUGUGAUGAAAUUGGAAGAAAUUUUAGUCGGAGGUCCUUACUUGUUCAACAGCAAGGAGAGAGAUUAUAUAAUUGUGAUUCAUUUAAAAAGAACUUAAAACAAAAUUCAGAUCUAAUGAGGCAUGAUAAAAUUUGUGCAAGAAAGAAACCUUGGAAGUGUAAUGAGUGUGAAAAAGCCUUUAGUUACUAUUCAGCUUUUGUCUUGCAUCAGAGAAUUCACACAGGAGAAAAGCCCUACGAAUGUAAUGAAUGUGGGAAAGCCUUUAGCCAGAGCAUACACCUUACCUUACACCAGAGGAUUCAUACAGGAGAGAAACCCUAUGAAUGUCAUGAAUGUGGGAAGGCCUUCAGUCACCGUUCAGCCCUGAUUCGGCAUCAUAUAAUUCACACUGGAGAGAAACCCUACGAAUGCAAUGAAUGUGGGAAGGCCUUUAAUCAGAGUUCAUAUCUCACUCAACAUCAGCGAAUUCAUACUGGAGAGAAACCUUAUGAGUGUAAUGAAUGUGGGAAGGCCUUCAGCCAGAGCACAUUCCUUACCCAGCAUCAGGUCAUUCACACUGGAGAGAAACCUUAUAAGUGUAAUGAAUGUGGGAAGGCCUUCAGUGAUCGAUCAGGCCUUAUUCAGCACCAGAGAACUCAUACUGGGGAGAGGCCUUAUGAGUGUAAUGAAUGUGGGAAAGCCUUUGGCUACUGCUCAGCUCUCACUCAACACCAGAGAACUCACACUGGUGAGAAACCCUAUAAAUGCAAUGAUUGUGCCAAAGCCUUCAGUGACCGCUCAGCCCUUAUUCGUCAUCAGAGAACACACACUGGAGAGAAACCUUACAAGUGUAAGGAUUGUGGAAAAGCUUUCAGCCAGAGCUCAUCUCUUACAAAGCAUCAGAAAACUCACACUGGAGAAAAACCCUAUAAGUGUAAGGAAUGUGGAAAAGCUUUCAGCCAGAGUUCUUCCCUUUCUCAACAUCAGAAAACUCACACUGGAGGGAGCACCAAGGAAUAUGGAAAAGUCUUUAGUGAGCAUUCAGCCUUUGGCCAGCAAAAGAGAAUUCAUACUGGAUAAAGACUAUGUAGAUAUAGUACAUUUAGAAAAUAUUUAUUGAACAAUUACUAUACAUGUGUGAGGGCUACAGAGGAAUUUAAGACUGUUACAAAAAAUAUAUUAAUGGGGAAGUCAUUGUUAAUAUAUGACAGUUACUUUAAAUGUGAACAAGGGGCUUUAUGUUUUUUCAAAAUGUCCUAAUGGAGGACAUUUUGAAUUUCCCUGGGGAAAGACAAAAAUUAUUUCUAACACUCUAUAUGUAAGCUGCCAAAUCCUUGAGAGAGAAAUAGAAUAGGGCAUGAUGGGAAGAGGACAUACUAGCUGAGCUACGUAGUCUCAUAAUGCUAAGGAGAUGAAGUGUUAAAGAGAUACGUGGUUCUUUUAGGGAAAUCGCAGGGGUAGGAAUAAGAUUGAGAUUCCGCACUGAGUUUGAGUGGCAGUGGAAGGACACUUAGGAGGGAGAUGGAAAGGGCGAGAAAAAGCCUGGGGAAAUGAAGUCAGCAACUGUUGAUAGAGAUAACCACUGCAGCUAGUACCCACAACAGGGAAACUGUUAGUCAAACUUGUUGGUUGGUUGGUUGAAAAGCUCCCAACCUUUAGCCAAGGAAUGCUAUCCUGGCAGUACACUUCUGCACUUUUUGUUUUUUUGGACCAUGCUUAUUGAGAUAGCACCUACUAAGAAUCACAUUAACUCCAAGAGUCAAGACUGACAGCCUAGAAAGGCAGAGUCAGAAGGGAUCCUUGAUGUUUCCAAUCUGUUUCAGUCUACAGUUACUUGAGAAUGUGCUUAUUUAAAAAGUUUUACGUCAGUUAUAUGUAGUUUGUACCUUAGACCCAAACUGACAUUGCAUACUGUGAAAAACUUGGAAAGACUUUGAAAUACUUACUCUUUAUCAUUUUACUCUUGAGUACAGGCAGAUGGCAUCUUUGUAUGUACAGGUUUUUUACUGAAGAUGUGAAGGUUAUUGCAAACAUUUUGAGUACCGUGCUUUUAGUUUUCACAAGUUUGACUAUAAUGUCUUGGUAUUCUUUGAGUUUAGUCUGUUUUCUGAGCUUGAAUCUGUGGGCUUGUCUUUUGCCAGAUUUGGGGAAUUUUCAGCCAUUUCUUUGAAUGCAUAUUCAGUCUCCACCUCCAACCCCUUCUCUCCUUCAAGGACUCUGAUGACCCAAAUGUUCAGUCUUUGAAUGUUCCUCACUGAGGCUCCAUUGUUUGUUUGUGUUCCAGUAUAUUUUUGUCUUAGUCUGCUUGGGCUGCCAUAACAAAAUAACCACUAGCUGGGUGGCUCAAACAGUGGAAAUUUAUUUCUCAGUUCUAGAGGCUGGGAAGGCUGAGAUCAAGAUGUUGGCUCUGGUCUCUGGGGCAGGCUCUCUUCCUGGCUUACAAGAGGCCAUAUUUUUGCUGUGACCUCACAAGGUCUUUUCUUGACGCAUGUAUGUGGAAAAAGAGAAAAAGCUCCUCUUGCUCAUUUAUAAGGCUACCACUCCUAUCUGAUUGGGACCCCAGUCUAUGACCUCAUUUAACCUUAGUUACCUCUGAAAAGUCCUUAUCUCCAAAUAGUCUCAUUAGGAGUUAGCACUUCAAAAUGAAUUUUAGGGGGUCACAAGUCCAUAGCAUUCUGCCUGAGCCCCCCAAUUCAUGUUCUCACAUGCAAAAUGCAUUCACUUCAUCUCAAUAACCCCAAAAGUUUUAACUCAUUCUAGCAGCAACUCUUAAGUCUAAAGUCCAAAGUCUCAUCUAAAUAUCACAUAAAUCAGAUAUGGGUGAGAUAUAAGAUAUAAGUCAUCCUGAGUCAAAAUUCUUGUCCAGUCGUGAACUUGUGAAUCAAGGCAUGUUAUGUGCUUCCAAAAUGCAACUGUGGGACAGGCAUAGGAUAGACAUUCUCAUUCCAAAAAAGAGAAAUAAGAAAGAAGGAAGGGGUGAUGGGUCCCCAGCCAACAAAACCUAGUAAGUCAAAUUCCAUGAUAUCUUAAGUCUUGAGAAUAAUCCUCUGGCUUGAUGCCCUAUCUUCUGGAUCCACUAAGGCAAUUAUUCCAACUUCCAGACCCACUGUUACAGCAGUUCCACUGCCAGGCCUCCAGGGACCAGCCCUACCUCCAAAGCUUUGGUUGGAAGCCAUCUGGCCUAUUGAAAGUGAGACACUAUACCUACCCUUUGAAACAGGCAGCAGCCUAACAUCUCUGAGUUAACUUUGGAGUCAUUAUUUUUUUGAAGCAUGGCACACCUUUGUAGCUGAAUAGUUCUGUUGUCUGGCCCAGUAAGAUCUCAGAAGUCUGAGAGUCUUCCUUCAUUUGUCUAGGUUUUCUGUGCUUUUUCAUCCCUUCUGGCAGUGUGUCUGCUGGUAGAAAUAAUCCCAUUUCUAUUCCCUGACUUCUGCUGAGAGAGUUGAUUAAGUGUCACACCCAUGAUCUCUUUUUCAAAUGCCACACCCAUAGAGUUCUCUUUAGAACACACUUCAUCGUAUUUGGCAGUAUGGACAAUUUCCUAAACCUCUGAGUUCUAGUUCUUUUUUGCUUAAGAAUUCCAUCUUUAAUUCAUCUCUUCCCUCUUGCAUUUUGCUGUAAGCAGUAGGAGGACCCAAGCUGCACCCUCAGUGCUUUGCUUGGAAAUCUCCUUUGUUGAAUAUUAGGUUUAGUUGCUCACAAGUUCUGUCUUCCACAAAACACUGGAACACAAUUCAAGCCAAGUUUGUUGCCACUCUACAACAGGGAUCACCUUUCUUCCAGUUCCCAGUACUGUGUUCUUCAUUUCACCAGACCUCAUCAGAUGACCUUUAACACCCAUAUUUCUAGCAUGAACCUGAAAACUCUUCCAGAUCCACCCAUUGUCCAGUUCCAAAGCUACAUCAGACUUUCAGAUAUUUGUUAGAGCAGUACACCACUUCUAGGGGUUAAAACCUGUUAAUGUGGUUGGAGCACCAUAAUAUUCUGUAGCAUAGGUGGCCUAAACAAAUUUCAUUUCUCAACAGUUCUGGAGGCUGGGAGGCCAGGAGGCCAGGAUCAAGGUGCCAGCUGAUUGGUUUCUGAUAAGGGCUGUCUUCCUGGCUUGCAGAUCGCCACCUUCUUCCUGUGUCCUCCAGCCUUUCCUCAGUGCAUGCGUGUGGAAAGAGAAUUCUCUUCCUUUUAUAAGCCUAGCAAUCCUGUCAGAUCAGGACCCCAAAUUUAUGACCAUUUAAUCUCAGUUACCUUCUACAAGUCUUAUCUCUAAUCUAGUUACAUUGGGGGUCAGGGCAUCAACAUAUGAUUUGUGAGGGACGCGAUUCAGUCCACAGCAAUUUUCUUUCUUCAGAUUAUUUCCUAUUCUAUCUUCAAAUUCACUUGAGUCUUUUCCUCUGUCCCUUCCAUUCUGAUAUUGAGCCCAUCAUUUUUAUUUCAGCUGUACAUUUUACUUCCAUUUAAUUCUUUAUGUACUCUAUCUCUUUGCUGAGACUUUCUAUUUCUUAAAUUUGUGUCAUGCAUGUUUGUGGUUGCCCAUUGAUGCAUUUUUGUGAUGGCUGUUUUAAAUCCUUGUCAGGUGAUUCUGACAUCUCUGUCAGUGUUGGCACUUGUGGAUUGUCUUCUUAGUCCAGUUGAGAUUUUCCUGGUUCUUUGUGUGAUGAGUGAUUUUCCACUGAAGUCUGGACAUUCUGAGUGUUAUGUUAUGAGAUACUGUAUCCUGUUUAAACCUUGGGUUUGAGCAGGCCUCCUCUGACACUGCUCUGGGGGAGAAAGGGUUGGGGGGACAGUUUUAUCACUGUAGAUUUGUGCUGGACAUGCAGGCUUGUCACUGGCCCCUACUGACACCUGGGGAUGGGUGCUCAGCACUGCUGGGCAGGAGUGGGAGGUGCAGAUCCCCUCAUGGCCUCCACUGGCACCACAUCAGUAAGCAAGGGAAAGGACGUCUUGUUUCUGGGUAGGGUUGGAAGCCUAGUCUCCACAUGGUCUCCAAUGACAUUGCCGGGGGGGAUGCAGGGAGAGGUCGGUUUUGAAAAUCCUGUCCCUCCUUGACCCUCUCUGACAUACUCUGGGGUGGAGGUAGGGCAUUGAGGGGUCUCAUUAUACCUGGUGAGGGUGUAAGUAUAGGCUCCUGACUUGGUCUUUUAUGGUGCGGACGGGGCCAUAGUUUUUUUCUCUAUGGUCUCUGGCUGAAGAAGGGUGGUGAUCGUCUAAAAAGUUUUCCAUCUUGCUAGGUUGCUCUUUUCUUAGUCCUUUGGUUGGAAGGCUGGAGACAGCAGACUUUCCGUGGGUCUUUUUUUUUGUCUGUGCCCAUUGGCAUUUCUGGGUAGCUAGCCUCCUCCAAACCUGGUCUGGGAUAGAUGAGGCCCAAGGAAGACCCACGGAACUCAGCGCUAUGUCAUUCUUCAGGUCCCAGGUCCUUAGCCAGUCUGUAUUCUUUCCAUCUUUCAGAAACUUCUCUUGUUUUGUAUAUAAUAUCCAGGGUUUUUAGCUGUACUUAAGAGAAAUAGGGAAAAGUCAUCUUUCCCAUGACAUCCUUCCACUUGACACUGAAAUAGCAGGUCAAGUGUGUCAAAGAUCUGUGGCAUAUAUAAGUCAUUUAUAACCUGUUAGGAUUAAAAGGAAUGCUCACUUGUUCCCCAAAGAUAAGUUGCCAUAGUGCUAGGUCAAAAUCACCAGGCUGUAAGCUUCACCUAGCUUUGAAUGAACUACAGAUUUUAAGUUGAGGAAACACCAGAUUUUUUUUUUAAUCAAAUGUACAUCACAGUGGUUCAACAGCUCCCCUCCCUCUAACCCAGUCCCCUCCUCCUUUGUAACCACUAGUCACUUCUCAGUGUCUGUGUGUGUAAUGCUGUUUUGUUCCUUCUGUUUUGCUUUGUUUUUAUAUUCCACAAAUA